ACUCCAUCCUGUCCAUUGAUAGAUAUAUUCCUAUAUAAGAGACGAUCACAGUCUGAAAGGGUCACAUUUGGUCGAGUGUCCCUGGACUUUGACGAUGCGGUGUGUGCUCUCAGCUGUUCUUCUGCCUCUGAUUCUGCGUGCAUGCACCGGUGCAGACUGGUGCUACCAGACACAAGUGAGCUGUGAAUCUCACUGUAAAGGACCAGACCGAUGGAGUGAAGUCAAUGCAGAGUGUGGGAAGAGCAGACAGUCACCAAUCAACAUAGUGACGAAGAAAACAAAGCUGGACGAGCGGCUGACGCCUUUCAAAUUCACCGGCUACCAGACCGUAUUCGAGAGCACCAUGAAGAACAACGGCCACUCGGUUAAGGUCAGUAUACCCAUCCCAGCCACAGUGUCUGGAGGAAACCUGGGAGAAACGUACAAAGCCGUGCAGUUUCACCUCCACUGGGGCACCAGCGGAGGUCCUGGAUCUGAACACACCAUCGAUGGAGAGCAGUAUCCAAUGGAGCUGCAUAUUGUGCACAUGAAACAAAGAUACAACAGACUUGAAGACGCACUCAGAGAUCCUUCAGGAAUCGCGGUGCUGGGAUUCUUCUACGAGGAGUCGAGCAGCUCUAACAGAAAGUACGAUCACUUCACACACGGCCUGCGCAGCAUCCAGAAUACAAAUGGAAACACGACGCUCCGUAAGAUCUCUCUGAAUCAGCUCAUUCUGCCUGAAGCCAACAUGACGAACUAUUACCGGUAUGACGGCUCUCUGACCACACCGGGCUGCACGGAGGCUGUGGUGUGGACGGUGUUUGAAAACCCCAUUCCCCUCGACGGAGAACAGCUCCGGGCUUUUUCCACCCUGAAGUUCAACGAUGGAAACCCGAUGGUGGGAACGUUCAGACCCGUUCAGCCGCGUAACGGACGAGUGGUUUACCGGUCCAGCGGAGCAGCGGUCGCCGCCAGCGCCGUCCUGAUUCUGGCCUCCAUCAGCGCAGCGUUAGGCCUGUCCUGUCCGAACUAGAGCGAGACCGACCCGCUACCGGCACACAAUCAACACAAUGAGUUCUCAGCCAACCAACAGACCAACAGAAGAAAACCACAAACAAGCUGUUUCUACAGGACACUAGAGUAGUGUAGAAUCUGACCAGUAGACGUGUGCUCAUAGCUAUCAAUAAGAGCUGGACUAAAGCCGCCCGGACUUUCUGUGAAGGUCUGACGGGGAAUAAAUGCAUGACCUUUAUCUGUUAUAGACAUCUGCCAAACACACACACACACACACACAGGCUAUAUUUACAAAGGCUUUGAUGUGCCGGAGAUGUGCAUUACUAACACACACACAAGCGAUGACCAGCACUCUACUGGUGAAAGGUCACAGAGGUCAAGGGUGAAAGGUCACAGAGCCGUGAGAAUAGAUCGGAGAAAUACCCAGAUAUAGCAAACACACAAAUAAAUCUACAUUAAUUCUGUUGACAGUUUCAUAGGGCGUUUCACACUUGAGUUAAAUUCGCUUUAAUUGAAUCAAGUCAAUUGAUCGAGAACUGAGAAUUUAAAUUUAUACGUGUGUAUAUGUAUAUAUAUGCAUAUGUAUAUGUACAUAUGCAUAAAUAUAAAUUAUUUCAUAUAUAUAUAUAUAUAUAUAUAUAUAUAUAUAUAUAUAUAUAUAUAUAUAUAGUCCUGUCCAGUUUUGCAAACUGCUUUCAGACCCCUAAAAAAUGCCAAGUGUGGAAAUAAAGGGAACCAAGUACUUAGCAUUUCUAAGUUUAACCCAGACAUGCAUUGCUUCAUACAGACACAUCAAUCCCUUUGCUAGUCAAUAGAGAUGGUCAAAGUGAAAGUGGUGUGUUCUCUGUGACAAGAUUUUGUUUAAAAUUAACUAGAAUUUCACAACACUUACAGUCUGUGGCAUGAUAUUUACACACAUCUGGACUUGCUGUAGACGUCUUGAAGUCAUGCAUCUUGCGCACAAACUUACACUGUAUAUCCAAAAGAUUCUGUUCGAGUCUGUUGUGAGGACACAUGAUUUGUGUUCUAUAAACUUUGAGGGUCUCAGACGCACUAAACGUGAUGCAUUGAUGCUCUUUCUGGAGAAAAUGAAUAUGAUGAUUAGUAUUUGCUGUAAAGGCCGUGCAGACUCUACAAAUAGGGAAACGUGCAACGUCUGUACUCAUAACACACAUUAACAUUAUCUAUAUGUAUGUUUUUCUGCACAUUUAUGUAUGUAUGUAUGUAUGUUGAUGUAAGCGCUGCUGUUUGUUAUGUGUAUUAUUGCUGAAAGCAUUCAUGAAUUUGACCUCUGGACACUCAAAUCAACAGCAAAGCAUCACUGAAUUGCGAUCUCCUGCCUGUGCAUAUUGAUAUUUAAACUUCAUUUGCGUUGAAAAUGUCAGUUUUGUCAACCUGUCAGAAUGCACUGAUGAUAUUAUGAUGAUGUAAAUGCUAAUGAUGUGGUGAAUGCAUUCCAGUAUAAUAAUAAAUGGCUGUGUUUCAUUUUUUAAA
This is a messenger RNA of Cyprinus carpio (common carp), 2490 nucleotides long. RefSeq names its product carbonic anhydrase 4a (gene ca4a). Gene Ontology annotation, cellular component: plasma membrane. NCBI's taxonomy places the organism in Eukaryota, Metazoa, Chordata, Actinopteri, Cypriniformes, Cyprinidae. The record is from RefSeq and is a predicted model, not a curated record. Gene Ontology annotation, molecular function: zinc ion binding; carbonate dehydratase activity.